Selaginella moellendorffii is the source of this 1924-nucleotide messenger RNA. RefSeq lists its product as uncharacterized. Gene Ontology annotation, molecular function: protein binding. The coding region runs from base 139 to 1317 and encodes 392 amino acids. Lineage: Eukaryota; Viridiplantae; Streptophyta; Lycopodiopsida; Selaginellales; Selaginellaceae. The record is from RefSeq and is a predicted model, not a curated record. The transcript is spliced from 12 exons.
GAUAACGAGGAAGAGCUUUGGGGGUUAUGCGCGAUUUUGGAGUGAGCGCGCAUUCUUUCUUUCCUCGGUAGAACCCUAGGUUUUCUUGGCGCUUGGCGAUCGGCGCGCUGGCUACCGAGGAAAUCGUCUCAGCUCAGGAUGGAUAAGAAUGUCAGGCGCAAUGUCGUCACGAAUGAGAUCAUUGAAUUGGAGCAUCUUCUGCUGGAAAGAUUGCAAUAUCGAACCGAGCGAUCGGGAAUUGGACUCACGAAUGUCUCGAUGCUACCGGAGCAAGAGUUAUGCCAGAAUUUGCUCGUGGAUGGAAAACCACAGGCUUUUGUUGAGCUCUUCACUAUCACAACCACCUUAAAAAUCGAUCCCACUCCCAAAGAAGAUGAAGAGGCUGGAAUUCUCAAUCCCAUUGCAGAAGCCCAGAAAACCCUUAAACGAAAGGAAACUCUAAGCAGUCUCAGUGAGAAUUUAGCAGCAGCAGAGCUUGCUUCCAGAAUUGAAGACCACGAGAAAGUUUUUGAAGCAAAUUCUGGAACUGGGGAAAUUUUUGAGAAGACUUGCUACUUUGAAAAAUCCAUUGAGUAUUAUUCUAGAAGCCUUGCUGCGGCGAUAAAAACCAAAAAUGACACUCAAAAGUCUCAGGCCAAGUUCAAUCUUGGUAAAAUUUACUGGAAGAUGCAUAAUAGCACCAAAGCAAUCGAGAACUAUGAGGAGUGCUUGCAACUCGCAAGAACAAUUAAAUACGACAAGCGCGUUGUGCAAGCUGCUAAAGAGCUUUUGGAGAUAUAUUGGCACUGCGCUGAGAGGUCUCGAGCGCUGCAAGACAUUACAGGAAGCAUCGAAUACUUUGAAAAGGCUAUUAUGAUGGCGGAGGCUUGCGGAAAUGAAUCAAUGGGUGCUGAAGCCAAAUACAACAUUGGAAUGUUGUAUGCAAAGCUACGGAAUCUGGAGAAGUCGCUAGACUAUCAGACGAAAUACCUCGAGUAUUCAUCACAGGCUGGAAACAAGGCUGGUGAAUGCAAAGCAAGGGCUUCCAUGGCUGAAGCUUUUGAAGUUUGCGGAGAUGUUUUAACAGCAGUCAGCCAUCUUGAGCUAUACCUUGAAGCAGCUGAAGACGUUGAUCUCACCACACAAGCGAGGGGUCACUGCUUGCUGGGAUUGCUCUACCAAAGACAACACGAACGCGACAUGGCAUUCGACCAGUUCCAGAGAUACUUUGCUCUGGCUCGCAUCAUCAAAGAGCCCGACCUGUUGGAUGUUGCGCGAGUCAACAUUGGCAUUGUUAAGGACGUUCACGAGUUGUAUUUUGGUGCAUCUGCGGGAUAGCUGUCUCUAACGAGCUCAAACUUUUCCAGAUCACUAUGAUCUAAAAUCUUAUUUAGACACCCGGGGAACUUUACGCUCCUGGAAGCUCAAGUUGGAACUUCACGAGGAACCUGGUACCCUGAGACAACAAAACAAAGUCGUUCUGAUCGCGGAGGUGAGCAAGCAAUCUUACCAGCGCAGGUGUAGUCGGGGGGAACAUUAAAGUUGACGUUGCAGCGCUUGGGAAUGGUGAGCGCGGUGGGGAUGUCCACAUUGUACUUCUGAGCGAGACUGCUCUGGACGCUAUCGCACAGGCACUUGGGAGUGAACUUCUUGAUGUUAGAACAGCAGGAUGUAGAUGGAGUCUUGGUAGCUCCACCCUUUUGCACGGCACUGAGGCAGGGCGCGAGCUGGAUCGUGUUGCAAGUCGCCCCUUCGCUCCUUGCGAUCGCGGCUAGAACAAGAACAGCGAGAACGAGAGCUACAAACUUCUCCAUUGCCAAAGGCUGGAAACAAAGUUACGGUGCCAAAGCUACUGCAUAGAAUUGUUCUCGGCCUCUUUGCUCUUGCUUACCUUGUUUGUCCCAGUGAUCGAGCCAUGGAAUGGAAGAGUGGGGGUCUUUUUAUA